Miscanthus lutarioriparius is the source of this 1311-nucleotide messenger RNA. NCBI's taxonomy places the organism in Eukaryota, Viridiplantae, Streptophyta, Magnoliopsida, Poales, Poaceae. The record is from the annotation of a GenBank genome assembly.
AUGGAAGGCAGCGACCUACCCCCUGGAAACAUGUUGCAAGGGGUUCCCUAUGAUACUUUAGACUUACGUGGCAGCUCAAUGCAAAAACAUGCUCCAAACUCUGGAAAACAGAUCUUCAGCAGCUCCCAGAUGCCGGGGACUUUCACAAUGUCUAUGACCAGGGCUACAGAGCCUGAUGACUUUCCUGGAUUUCAGUUCAAAGAACAUGGAAAGAGUGAUGACCACCACCACCAACACCAUAGUCAUCACUCAAAGAACUUCAAGAGUGAUGGUGAAGAACAUGAUGUGGCUGAAGAUGCUACUGAUACCCCAAGUGGCAAAGGCAAGAAGGGCUCUGCAUGGCAUCGGAUGAAGUGGACAGAUUCAAUGGUAAAACUUUUGAUUACAGCAGUGUCUUACACUGGAGAUGAUCAUGGUGCCGAUUCCGGUGGUGGCAGGAGGAACUUUACAAUAAUGCAGAAGAAGGGCAAAUGGAAGGCGAUAUCGAAGGUUAUGGGAGAGAGAGGCUGCCAUGUGUCACCGCAACAGUGCGAGGACAAGUUCAAUGACCUUAACAAGAGAUACAAAAGGCUGACAGACAUCCUUGGUAGGGGCACUGCUUGCAAUGUUGUGGCUAAUCCAUCACUUCUUGAUAGCAUGAAUCAUCUUUCUGAUAAGAUGAAAGACGAUGCAAAAAAGAUACUUAGCUCAAAGAACCUAUUUUAUGAGGAGAUGUGUUCCUAUCACAACAACAACCGUGUAAAUUUGCCUGAAGAUCAUGCACUUCAGCAUUCACUACUGCUUGCCCUUAGAUGUAAAGAGGAGCAUGAUCCUCGGAGGGAUCCAAGUGGAGAUGCUGAUGAAGACGAUCAAAGUGCGGAUUCUGAUUAUGAGGAGAAUGACGAAGAGCAACAUCCUGUGCAUACAAACAUGUGGGAGCCCUCAACGCACAAAAGGAAGCGCCACAGUGAUGUGGCUUUGGUCACAUCAAGCUCUCAUGAAGGCAGUGAGAGGUCUGAUCCCCAUGGUGUCACAGUGGACAUCAACAAGGCUUUCACAGAUGCAACCAACAUGGUUUUGUUGCAACAGGACUUGGCUUCACAAGCCAUAGAGAUUCAGAAACGUCGCUUGCAGAUUGAAGCAAAGGAACUGGAACUCACAAAGCAACGUCUCAAGUGGGAGCGGUUCAGGAAGAAGAAGGACAGGGAGAUAGAAAAAAUGGCAUUGGAGAAUGAUCAUAUGAUGAUUGAGAACAAACGCUUGGAACUUGAGCUGAGACAUAAGGAGUUAGAGCUAGAUCUUAAGCUGAAAGGCCAGGGGAACCAUCCGUAA